This is a messenger RNA of Clonostachys solani, 984 nucleotides long. Lineage: Eukaryota; Fungi; Ascomycota; Sordariomycetes; Hypocreales; Bionectriaceae. The record is from the annotation of a GenBank genome assembly.
AUGAACGUUGCGGCAGGCCCUGAGCUCGCUGCUGCGGUGACCAAUGCCGGUGGUCUCGGUGUCAUCGGCGGUGUCCAUUAUACCCCAGAUAUGCUCCGGGAUCAGGUUGCGGAGCUGAAGAGUCAUCUCAUCGACAAAAGCGCUCCAUUCGGGAUUGAUUUGCUGCUUCCUCAAAUUGGUGGCUACGACUACACAAAGGGCAAGUUGAACGAACUCAUCGAUGUGGUGAUCCAAUCCGGUGCCAAGCUGUUCGUCUCUGCCGUCGGCGUUCCUCCCAAGGCUGUUGUUGAUAGACUCCACGCCAACGGUAUUUUGUACAUGAACAUGGUUGGCCACGUCAAGCAUAUCAAGAAGUGCCUCGAUCUUGGCGUCGAUAUCAUAUGCGCACAGGGAGGAGAGGGAGGAGGCCAUACGGGCGAUAUUCCCACCACGGUUCUUAUUCCUGCAGCCGUCGAGGCCUGCAAAGGGCACACAUCCCCCCUGACCGGCCAGCCAGUGCAGGUUAUCGCUGCCGGCGGCAUUCACAAUGGCCAGCUCCUAGCCGCCGCCUUGAUGAUGGGCGCAACGGCAAUUUGGGUGGGCACUCGCUUCAUUCUCACCAACGAGGCGGGAGCUUCCGCGGCACACAAGGAGGCCGUUCGGACCGCAGGCCAUGACGAUAACAUCCGCACGCUGAUCUACAGUGGAAGGCCCAUGCGUGUCCGAAGUACUCCUUAUAUUGAACAAUGGGAAACAACGCGCAAGGAGGAGCAGAAGAAAUUACUGGAGGAGGGGAUAAUCCCGUACGAACAUGACCUAGACAAGGCAAGUAGCGACGACAACGACGAUGAAUUGGAGAGGCUCCAGGCGAGCAACCGCGUGUUGAUGGGGAAGUGUGCGGCUGUUGUUAACGAGCUCAAGCCGGCCAAGGAUGUUGUUGACGAGUUUGUCAAUGACGCCGUGACCUGGAUGAAGAGGGGAGAAGCACUGCUUUCUAGGCUGUAG